UUUCAUCGUUGUCUCGUAUGAAGUGGUUGUCGGCUGAUGGUUACUGAUCACCUUAAUUUUUUCCGUGUUCACGUUCUCUUCUUUACAUUUGCGCCUCUAGUGUUCUCCUGGAUCUUCUAUGGUGCAAAUGGCGCUACACAUAUCCCUUACAUCGACGCCCUAUAUGUGUGCUUCAGCGCGACCACCGUUUGUGGACUCAGUACUAUCGACUUGAGCUCGCUCACAGGCUUUCAGCAAGCGCUUCUGUUCAUACAGUCUGCUAUCGGUAACCAAGUGGUUGUGUCAUGGGUGAUGGUCUAUAUUCGGAGACGGUACUUUCACAGGAAAUUGCAAUACAUCGUCGAGGCGGAGGUUGCAAAGCGCAAGGAACUCGCAGCACUAGAAGAAAGUGCGAGCGGACGGCGACGACUGACACGCUUUUUCACUCGUUAUCCAACGAGGCAAGACAGUGAUAGGAAUGCACACGAAAUCGAGCGGGAUGACCACGAGAAGGGCGCGAGGCAAUCGUCGCUAGAAGGAAGGAUAAUCCGGCGGACAUCCGAACCUCCGCGCCGAGUCGACCCAAAUGGGCUGAUCUCCGAUCCGGUUCCCGUUCCGAAUCAGGGAUCCGAAAACGCAACUUCGGCAUUUACGUCUAAAUCCUCAACUCUACGGAACGACAGACUGACAAUUGAUGCUGGUGGUUGGAGUGAUAAAAUACGGGCUGUAGGGAACAUUGACCCCAUCGAGGAGCAUCUUCGAGCGUCUCAUGAAGGAGCCUCGGCGCCAGAAGGGAACGAUUAUUUUGGAUUGAGGGUUGAGAGUCCCGCGGUGGCAAGCAGUAUCAACCCGUCAAUUGACAUUAUCCAUGAUGACCGAACGUAUAUUCCACCUGGCGGCGCGCCACUGCGUCGACGUACGACGGUCUGGACGACCCGACGACAGUCCACAAGGCAGCAGAUAUUAAGAGGCAUUCCAGAGGCCGACGAGAUAGUCCAUGAGGAAUAUGUCCCAUCACGUCCAGCUGCGAAGAACAGAGGUUACGGUGGAUUUCCGUAUCCUACAACUUAUCUUUAUCGCCUGCUCCAAAGAGCGUACCGAAGGCUGCGUAACAGGUUCAUGGGUUGGCGAGAGCUUAAGCCUACGGUAACGAGUGAAAAGACUAUACCGUAUUCAAACACCCGAGAAUCCGGGAAAAUGUAUGACAUGACGAAGACUGUCAAAUAUUUUUCGGAUUCGUUCAAUGCGCUUAUUGGACGGAAUUCAAAGUUCUAUGAUUUAACGGAAGAGAAUCUCGAGGAACUCGGUGGAGUGGAAUAUCGUGCGCUAAAUGCCUUGCUUUGGAUUGUUGCUACUUAUCACAUCCUAACCCAGCUCCUUUCUUUCGCAAUUAUUGCACCGUACCUCUCAAUCAGACAUUGGGUCUCUGUUUUCAAUCCGCCGAGCCUCCAUCAACAUGUCAGCCCAGUGUGGUAUAGCGCAUUCCAAGUCGUAUCGGCGUACACGACGUGUGGACUGUCCCUCGUGGAUCAAUCAAUGGUGCCGUUUCAGGAGGCGUAUCCCUUGAUUUUUGUCUGCACGUUCUUAAUUUUCGCAGGCUUCCUGGCUUAUCCCGUCUUCCUUCGAUUCUUCAUCUGGUCGAUUAUGAAACUAAUCCCGAAUACGCGACUAAAUGAGACUCUACAUUUUCUGCUUGACCAUCCUCGCCGAUGCUACAUUUAUCUAUUCCCAUCACAUCAGACGCGACUCCUUCUGCUUGCAAUCGUUUUGCUUCACUGUGUUGAUUAUUUCUUCUUUCUCGUACUAAAUAUCGGGGCCGCCGCGUAUGAGACAAUACCGCUCGGUGUGCGCUUCGCAGUUGGUAUAUUGCAGGCGACGUCAGCCAGAGCGGCGGGAUUCGCAAUUGUCUCAAUAUCGAGCCUUGCACCUGCGUUGCAAGUGUUAUUUGUCAUCGUGAUGUAUCUUGGUGUUUAUCCCAUCGCUUUAAGUGUCCAAGCUACGAAUGUCUAUGAAGAGAAGUCUCUAGGUGUCUUCGAAGAUGAAGAAGAAGCGGAGGAGACCGACUUUGAGCCGAAAGUAGAGGAUUCUCAACCAUCGUCGUACGGUCGAUACAUGGCAUGGCAUGCUCGGAGGCAACUUGCAUUUGAUAUGUGGUGGCUUGGGCUCGUAUUAUUCGUUCUGUGUAUCAUUGAACGCGGCAAGAUUCAGAAUAGCGACAACUUUGAGUGGUUUACUAUAUUCGCUCUCAUUUUCGAGAUCAUCUCUGCGUAUACAGGUGUUGGCAUGAGCCUUGGAGUUCCUUACGCAAACUUCUCCUUUUCCGGUGCCUUUACACCCCUUUCAAAGCUCAUCAUGGUCGCCGUUAUGCUUCGCGGUCGACAUCGUGGAUUACCCGUGGCGAUUGAUCGAGCCGUUAUGCUGCCUUUUGAAUUCCAGAAAGCCGCACCGAGUGAUGGUGCCACUACUGAAGAAGGUCACUAUGGUGAAAACGGGGCGAGGAUGGGAAAUACGGAUCAUAUUGCGGUGCUUAAUAGGAUAAUUGGCGAUGAUAGAAACUCUAAGAAGCAGAACGCGCUGAACGAAGAAUAAUUUUCACUUCCUUUUGGAAAUUGGACUUUUGCCUUGGAGGGAUACUAAUUCUGAAUUAACCUUUCGGUUGUAACUCAUCUCUAGAUAGCAGGCUUUCGGAGGAUAAGGAUAGAAACUAGAUAAAAUAGGGUAUUUUGACAUAAU
Molecule: messenger RNA, 2712 nt
Organism: Fomitiporia mediterranea MF3/22
Lineage: Eukaryota; Fungi; Basidiomycota; Agaricomycetes; Hymenochaetales; Hymenochaetaceae
Product: TrkH-domain-containing protein
Exons: 16
Coding region: 37-2568 (843 amino acids)
Biological process (GO): potassium ion import across plasma membrane; intracellular potassium ion homeostasis
Cellular component (GO): plasma membrane
Molecular function (GO): high-affinity potassium ion transmembrane transporter activity
Source: RefSeq, a predicted model, not a curated record